Eimeria necatrix is the source of this 2001-nucleotide messenger RNA. RefSeq names its product dynein intermediate chain, putative. The record is from RefSeq and is a predicted model, not a curated record. NCBI's taxonomy places the organism in Eukaryota, Apicomplexa, Conoidasida, Eucoccidiorida, Eimeriidae. Gene Ontology annotation, molecular function: dynein light chain binding; dynein heavy chain binding. Gene Ontology annotation, biological process: transport along microtubule. The transcript is spliced from 18 exons. Gene Ontology annotation, cellular component: cytoplasmic dynein complex. Bases 1 to 2001 code for a protein of 666 amino acids.
AUGUCAGCCUCAGGGACCACUGCCCCUCUUACAGAUGAGGAAAGGGAAGAGCUCAGGCAACGACUGCAGCAGCGAAGGCAGGAAUUACAACGACAGCAGCAACAAGUGCGGCAGCUUCAAGGGAAGGCCUCAGACGCAGUCAGGGAGAGCGUCUUGGCUUAUGGGGGCCCUAACGCAGCCUCUGCAGGAGAGGAGGCGGAUGUGUCCCAAAGUGUGGCAUCUCUGCUGAACGAAGUCAUUGCUGCGGUUAAUGUAGAGCCGACACCAUCUCGCCAUGCGGAUGCUGCUAGGACCGGGGGAGCGUUGGAGGGCCAGGCGGCCUCCGCUAAAUCAGCUCCUGCCGUCUCUCCAAAACCCUUUACCAGACCUGGCACUGCUCUGGAUCACCGCGGGUUCGCAUUUAAAGUGGCGAAGCUGGAUGGUACAGAAACCGCAAUUCAGCCAAAGUCCGUAGAAACAUUUGACCGCGCAGUUCAGGCCUCCAUAGAAAGCACUCCGGAGGUCCCUGAAGGAAGCCAAGAUGAAGACUCAGAAAAAGGGCUAGCUGCGGCUAGGACACUUACGAAGGCCCUUACUAUUAAAGGCGCCAGUCCUUUAUUACCGGCUGCUGAAGUUGGAAAGACGCCGACAGCCGCAGAAAACCUCGCAGAGCCAGCUCCCAAGAUCUUUCAUCAGUUAUCUGAGGCUGAUGGUAAACGCGUGAUGGCAACGCCCGAGUUCAAAGAGUUUUUCAGUUCCUCCACUAAGCUUAUUGAAAGGAUGCUAGGAGAGGCCGAGGUCUUUAACCCAUUUGCUGACUACUCCGGGACAGAAGCAGGCGUUCAAGAAGGCUCAGUGGAGGUAGUAACAUUCCUUGAUCUCUACAAAGAUACACGGUACUCCCCUCACCGCGCAGUCACGGACUUGCGGGCAUCACCAACAUUUCCUGAGCUGUUUCUUGCGGCGUACGGAUCCCCCAGUUCCAAAUACGCAACCGAGCAGGACGCCGAGGGCUGCGUGUUGGUUUGGAGUUUGGCAAUGAAGCAGCGCCCGGAAUAUGCCUUUACCUGUCAGUCAGCCGUCUGCAGUGCCCUCUUCAACAAAUUCCAGCCUUAUGUUAUCGUUGGCGGCACUUACAGCGGAAGCAUAGUCACGUGGGACACGCGAGUGCAAUCUAAACCCGUUCAGAGGACGCCGUUGUCAUCUAAGGGUCACACCAGUCCGGUCUAUGCUUUAGAGAUGGUGGGCACGAAAAACGCUCAUAAUUUGGUGUCUGUGGACACAGACGGUCGACUGUGUCAAUGGUCUUUACAGAUGAUGGGGCAGCCGGCAGAAACGCUUGAUUUGAAGCGUGGCAGCCGUGACGUCUGCGUGGAAUGUGUCUCCUUUGCGGAGGCAGAAGUAAACGACUUGUGUCUAGGCUCUGAGGAUGGCUGUCUCAUGACGGCCAACAUCCACGGAAACAAGGCGGGCGUGAUGGAUGUGUAUGAGGCUCAUGGUGGUGCGCUUACAUCCCUUCACUUCCACCCUGGCAUGACAGAAGGCUCGAGAGACUAUUCACAUUUGCUCUUGUCGUCAUCAGUGGAUUGGUCCAUCAAGCUCUGGAGCAGCAAAAACCUGGCAGAGCCCCUAGGGUGUUUCGAGGGCAGCGAUGCUUAUGUAUACGAUGUAAAAUGGCACCCGACCAGUCCGGCUGUUUUUGCCAGCACGAACGGCAACGGCACCUUGGAGUUGUGGAACCUCGCAAACGAUUGGGCGACGCCAGCCUUUACGAGCCCGAAACCUGAUGUCCCCCUGGGGGCUCACUUAGCCAAGAACAAGGUGGCUUGGUCUGCAGAUGGAAGGCGCCUUGCCACCGGCGAUGCAAUGGGAAACAUAGAAAUGUGGAAUGUAUCACCCCAGGUAUACCAACCGCGUGCUGAGGACAGUGAGAAGUUUGACAGGCACAUAGAAGGGGCCAAACCGGUUCUCGAAGAGGACGUCUCUGGGGAGUCUCCUGGGCAGCUUGCUUUUGCUGACUAG